Balearica regulorum gibbericeps (East African grey crowned-crane) is the source of this 1854-nucleotide messenger RNA. Lineage: Eukaryota; Metazoa; Chordata; Aves; Gruiformes; Gruidae. The record is from RefSeq and is a predicted model, not a curated record.
AAAAGGCUGGAAUUAGAGAGAAAGCUGAUGGAAUACAGAAAGUCUGAUGCAUACCUAAUGAAAAUAAAAUACAUGAAGCUGAAAAAAUACUUGAAAGAAAUAGAUGAACGACAAAAAACAGCUGUUCUGCGAAACCAGACCUUUCUAAAGGAAUUUGACCAAUUUGAAGCUCAUAUGAAAACUUCAAGUUCAGAGAUGAUUCAGAAGAUGGAAGCAUGGUACGGAAGAGAAAUUAAAAGUCUGUUAUCACUUCAAGAGGGUAACUUGUCAGCAGAAGGUGACAAGGAAGAAGAAUACAAGGAGCAGAUGCUGUGGGUUGGAAGACAGGCUGGAAUCAGCACCAAGACAGCCAUGCCAAGGGAACUGUAUCAUCCAGCAACAGUCUUCAUGGGCCACCACACGUCGGCUGUCUCAGCUGCCGGAGAUGUGGGCAUGCAGCAGAAACCCCCCCAGCCUACAGAGACCUGCUCGGUGCCUGACCUGCCUUCGUGCUCUCAGUCACUUGAAGGCCUUGGUCCAGAGAGCAGAAGCGCUGAUUUAGAGAGUGAUGCAUCAGAGGAGGGAGCAGCGAGACAGGGGGACCUGGCUGCCAGUGAGGAAGACUCCCAGCAGCUCAUCUCCUCAGCAUCAGAUCCCAAACCAGCCGACCCUGAGGAGCAGCAGCCACGGGGAAGUGUCCCAGGACCAAAGCCUCGCCCAAGUAACUGGUGUACUCGUAAGGAGGCGAGCUGGGAGAGCAGUGUGGAGCUCUCCGUGCCUGCGAGCGCCGAGGAGGUGAUGCUGAGCGCUCCUGGUGUGCUGCAGGGUGCGGCUUUGCCAGUGACCAGCUGGGAGCGGGGCAGGGAUGCCCCUGCUGCAGAGGACUCCCCGCUGCAACCAUCGAACCCUCCCGUGGUGCAGGAGGAGCCCUCGGUCAGCUCAGCACUAGACAGGCACGGCGGGACGCUGGCGGGACUCUCCCGUGCGCUGCAGUUGAUAGAAGAGGCGGUGGUGAGGAGGAGCCCCCGGCACCGGGCGCUGUACCAGGGCGAGCACGCGGGGACGAUGGGCACGGCGGAGCUGCUCAGCUUUUGUAAUCGGGCCGGCAGUCUGAAAGAAGACGACCUUGAAGCAUGCGAAGCAGUCGUCCUUCAUCAGCUUCGGGCUUUGUUACAGAGCAUGCUGAAUGGAUGCCUCCUACCUGAGAAAACACUCGAUGUUAAAGGUAGAGCGGUGGAUGAAAAGCAAACCAGGCCAGACCAGCAGUGGGACGUGGACACGCUACAGACUUGUUUGAGCAACCAUGCCUUGUUCUUGAAAAAGCACCAGGUUCAGCUCACGGAAGAAGUGGCGGAGAUGUUUGAAAGGCUGCUGGUUUCCAGCAAGAAGGCACGGGACAGCCAGGCUCUACCAGUGUUGAGAGAGGCCCUUCCAGAAGAGUGUGGGGAUAGGUCAUCUAUUCAGAGUAAUGAAUCAUCUUACAGCUUGCCAUCGAUCCCAAAUGACGGCGGGGAAAUAAAGCAGGCAAAACACUCUCCCCAGCUCACCGGCGCGGGAGAACAAGAAGUCACAAGCGGGUGUGAAGAUGAGAGCAAGGAAGAAAGCGCGGUCGAAAAGAUUCCUAUUACAGGUUGGGAUCUUGGUGACAACAGUUCCAAAGCAAAAGGGAGCCAAGAAAUGAAUUCGGAAAGUAGUUCGUCGUCGAAAGAAAGUCCUCCCUUCUCAAGGACUGAAACCAGGAAGGGAACGGUGGCAGCUAUAAAAACCAAAGCUUUCUGGGGCGAAUCUGACGACAGCAGCUCCGAGAUUGAGGCCGCUUUGCGCCCCCAAACUCACGGUACAGAAGAAGAUGAAUUUGAUGAUUUCUAUGAUUGA